AUGCUUCUUGUCACAUGCCUGCAGGUCCAGGCGGAUUUGUAUGAGAAGAUUGACAAGGAGCUGCUGGAGUAUGUGGAGGAUGUGCUGCUCAACCGCCGGGAAGACAGCACCGAGCGUCUGCUCGACUACGCAGGCACACUGGAUCCCAAGAGCAAGCCAACUGCACCGCGCAAGCUGAAUGGAGAGCCCAGCACCCCGGCAUUCACCCCCAAGCUCAACCCCAUUCCAGCUGGUGUGGAUCCUCUCGCGCCAGACACAGACCUGCCUCCUGUGCCCGCCUACCAGCCGUGGCGCGACCCGCUGGCCAAGUCGGAGGCGUUUGGCCAGCUGGAGGCGAUGAUGCAGGAGCGCAUCAUCUUCAUCGACGGCGCCAUGGGCACCAUGAUCCAGCGCUACAAGCUGCAGGAGGAGGACUUCCGCGGCGAGCGGUACAAGAGCCAUGAGCAUGAGCUCAAGGGCAACAACGAUUUGCUGGUGCUGACUCGGCCCGACGUGAUUGAGGAGAUCCACACUGCGUACCUCACCGGCGGCGCCGACAUCAUUGAAACCAACACCUUCAAUGGCACCACCAUCUCGCAGGCCGACUACCAGCUAGACCAGGUGGAGGAGGUUGCCCUGAUCAACCGUACGGCAGCACAGCUUGCCAAGAAGGCCACAGCCGCCUACAUGGCGGCCAACCCGGGCAGCCGCAAGUUUGUGGCGGGCGCCAUUGGCCCCACCAACAAGACGCUCAGCGUGUCCCCCAGCGUGGAGAACCCCGCCCUGCGUGGCGUGACGUACGAUGAGAUUGAGCAGGCCUACUAUGAGCAGGCGCGGGCGCUGUACGAGGGAGGCGUGGACAUGUACCUGGUUGAGACCAUCUUUGACACGGGCAACGCCAAGGCAGCCAUCUACGCUUUGGAGCGCUUCUUUGAAGAGCAGGGCGUGCGCAUCCCUGUGUUCAUCAGCGGCACCAUCGUGGACAACUCUGGGCGCACGCUGAGCGGUCAGACCAACGAGGCGUUUUGGAACAGCGUCAGCCACGCCAAGCCGUUGGCCAUUGGGCUGAACUGCGCGCUGGGUGCCAGCGACAUGAAGCAGUACAUUGCCAACCUGUCUGCCUGCGCCGACUGCUACGUGUUCUGCUACCCCAAUGCGGGCCUGCCCAACGCCAUGGGCGGCUACGACCAGCGCGGGCCAGACAUGGCAGAGGACAUCCGCCCCUUCUGCGAGGAGGGCCUGGUGAAUGCCAUUGGCGGCUGCUGCGGCACCACACCCGAGCACAUUGCUGCGAUCCGGGAGAUGGCAUCUGCCUACCCGCCCCGGCAGCUGCAUGAUGUUCCACAGCUUCUGCGGCUGAGCGGGCUGGAGCCGCUCAACUACCAGCCCAACCCUGACAACAUGCGGGAGACGUUCCUGAUGAUUGGGGAGCGCUGCAAUGUGGCGGGGUCCAUCAUUUACAAGAAGGCGAUUGUGGAUGGCGACUAUGACAAGGCCGUGUCCAUUGCCCUCUCCCAGGUCAAUGCCGGGGCCCACGUGCUUGACAUCAACAUGGACGACGGCCUGAUUGACGGCGUGCCCGCCAUGACGCGCUUUGUCAACCUGCUGGUGUCGGACCCGGAGGCCAGCCGCGUGCCCUUCAUGGUCGACUCCUCCAAGUUCUUCAUCAUCGAGGCAGGCCUCAAGUGCUGCCAGGUGUGCACCUGA
Messenger RNA from Chlorella variabilis, 1686 nucleotides. RefSeq lists its product as hypothetical. The transcript is spliced from 6 exons. The record is from RefSeq and is a predicted model, not a curated record. Gene Ontology annotation, biological process: pteridine-containing compound metabolic process. NCBI's taxonomy places the organism in Eukaryota, Viridiplantae, Chlorophyta, Trebouxiophyceae, Chlorellales, Chlorellaceae. Bases 1 to 1686 code for a protein of 561 amino acids.